Molecule: messenger RNA, 2747 nt
Organism: Solea senegalensis (Senegalese sole)
Lineage: Eukaryota; Metazoa; Chordata; Actinopteri; Pleuronectiformes; Soleidae
Product: heat shock 70 kDa protein 4-like
Exons: 14
Coding region: 228-2141 (637 amino acids)
Biological process (GO): protein folding
Cellular component (GO): membrane; cytosol; nucleus
Molecular function (GO): glycosyltransferase activity; ATP binding; ATP-dependent protein folding chaperone
Source: RefSeq, a predicted model, not a curated record
UUGCAGUAGUACACUAUUGGUCAGAAAAUUCCUGAACGCUCACGCGCAUCAGCCGGUGCACCUACCUUCUUACCGCAUGCUGCCGCUCAGUUACAUGGAAGAAGAGCAAGGGUGGAUCAUCAUCAUCCACUGACCGAAGCCCACUGUAGCCGCUGUUUUAUUUCCACACUGAGCCAAGUUCCUCUCUGUAAUCGCCGUACUCCACGCUGUUCUGUUAGCCGCUAAAGAUGUCAGUCGUCGGGUUUGACGUUGGAUUCAUGAAUUGCUAUGUAGCCGUAGCCAGAGCCGGUGGGAUUGAAACAGUCGCUAACGAAUACAGCGACCGAUGCACACCAGCAUUUGUUUCUUACGGGCCUCGGAAUCGCUCGAUUGGAGCAGCUGCAAAAAGCCAGAUCGUCACAAACUGCAAGAACACAGUCCAAGGGUUCAAGAGGUUUCAUGGCAGGGCAUUUUCAGAUCCGUAUGUGCAGCGUGUCAAAAACAGCUUGGUGUAUGAUAUUGUGCAAAUGCCCACAGGGACAGCUGGCAUCAAGGUGAUGUACAUGGAGGAGGAGAAGGUGUUCAGCAUUGAACAGGUCACUGCUAUGCUGCUGACCAAGCUGAAGGAGACGGCAGAGAGUGCAUUGAAGAAGCCUGUGGCCGACUGUGUUGUGUCUGUUCCCUGCUACUACACUGACGCCGAGAGAAGAUCAGUAGUCGAUGCUGCUCAGAUCGCUGGACUCAACUGCCUGAGGCUCAUGAAUGAAACAACUGCAGUUGCAUUAGCAUAUGGAAUCUAUAAACAGGAUCUGCCUGCUCCUGAGGAGAAGGCCAGAAAUGUGGUGUUUGUGGAUGUGGGCCAUUCUGGAUUCCAGACAUCAGUGUGUGCAUUUAACAAGGGCAAACUCAAGGUCCUCGCUACAGCCUGUGACCCAGAGUUGGGAGGAAAGGACUUUGAUGAAGCACUGGUCAAGCAUUUCUGUGAGGAGUUUGGUAAAAAGUACAAGCUCGAUGUCAAGUCAAAGCCCAGGGCUUUGGUCAGGCUGUACCAGGAGUGUGAAAAACUGAAAAAACUGAUGAGCGCCAACUCCUCAGACCUACCGCUUAACAUUGAGUGCUUCAUGAAUGACAUUGACGUCUCUGGACGUAUGAACAGGGGUCACUUUGAAGAAAUGUGUGCUGAUGUUUUGGCCCGAGUCGAGCCUCCUCUGCAGAGUCUGCUGGAAUAUGCCAAGCUAAAAAAGGAAGACAUCUAUGCAGUUGAGAUAGUGGGUGGUGCUUCCAGGAUCCCCGCUGUCAAAGAGAGAAUCAGCAAAUUCUUCGGGAAGGAAUUGAGCACUACACUGAAUGCUGACGAGGCCGUGGCCAGAGGAUGUGCCCUGCAGGUAUCUUUAGCUUUUGUUUUGCAGCUACUCCCCAACCCUCCAUUUUACACACACAAGAGUUUUUGCUUAACAAUUGUGGUUUUAUGGAACUGUGACAAGCCUUUACCUCCCAGGGACAAGUGGCCCUCCACCAGCGUGCCUCUCACUGUCAUUGAAGGGCAGACCAAGACGAUGAGCAGUCGUUUUUAUCCCCACGAUGUCAUCCGCACUGACGCCGUUCUCAGUCUGGAUGAAGACUCGGUCCUCUCAACCAACGAGGUGGAUUUUGCUUUCAUUGUAUGGCAAAGUUUUCCAGAGCGUAUCGUAGGUUAUCCAGCGAGGAGCCACUACUGGGAUAGUUCCAGAUCUCGCUGGGGCUACACCUCCAAGUGGACCAAUGACUACUCCAUGGUCCUCACGGGAGCAGCUUUCUACCACAGGUACUACCACUACCUGUUCACGCAUCACAUCCCGACCAGCCUGCUGACCAUGGUGGACCGCAUGGCCAACUGCGAGGACAUCCUCAUGAACUUCCUGGUGUCGGCCAUUACCAAGCAGCCGCCGAUCAAAGUCACGCAGAAGAAGCAGUACAAGGAGACCAUGAUGACCCAGGGCUCCAAGGCGUCUCGCUGGGCCGACCCGGACCACUUCGCCCAGCGUCAGACCUGCAUGAACGCCUUCAGCCACUGGCUGGGCUUCAUGCCCCUGGUGCACUCGCAGAUGAGGCUGGACCCUGUGCUGUUCAGGGACCAGGUUUCCAUCCUGAGGAAGAAAUACAGAGACAUCGAGAGGCUGUGAACGCACACAGGGAGGCAAAACUAACACACAGAGAGUUCUCAUUUUGAACCUUGUGAGGGAAAAACUCAUUCACGUGGACAGGAAAAUACUAAUAAUGCAGUUAACUGCACAAAAAGACAACUCGAUUGCGUCGGUGCGGUUGAGUUCAUGUGAAUGCAUGGACGCACAUGCAAACGAAGGCCUGGACACUUUGGAGGCCGUCGCGACCGCAGACGUACGAUAAUGUGUUGCAUGGUUUGAAAACGGACCUGAAAAAAAAGUAACGUCUUUUAUUUAUUUUUUUAUUUUCAGAUAAAGAUAUGUCUAUUGUGGCUAUCGGACCGAUCGGCCGUAUCAUAAUAUAGAGUUAAAAAAGGGUUCAAGAGAUUGAUAAGUUAUAGGUUUUAUUUAUGAAAUCCAAAGUCACUUUGAUGUCCAGAACAGAUACCUAUACAGUAUGGGAAGGAAAAAAAGGAGACAAAUAACUGCUGGAUAGGGCUGCACAAACAGCUGCUUCCCCAAAAACACCCACAGACAAUGGCGAUUCGCCGUGUGUACACUAUUGUAGAUUUUUAGCACAGGUUCCUGUCUGUAUGAAACAAAUGGAAAAAAAUAAAAUAAUGUAAU